Messenger RNA from Microthlaspi erraticum, 1389 nucleotides. The record is from the annotation of a GenBank genome assembly. NCBI's taxonomy places the organism in Eukaryota, Viridiplantae, Streptophyta, Magnoliopsida, Brassicales, Brassicaceae.
AUGGCCCCAAAUUACAAUCCUUCCUCUUCCUCCAUUUUCUUGAUUUUGUCUCUUCACUUCCUUUCAAUUCUAGCAACCGGAAACAUCCACAUCACCGAUAGAAAAGCUCUUGAAAUCAUCAUCGGCGGCGGUGAAAGCUCCGAUGACAAUUCUCCGGCGCCAGCUCCUCAGCCUGAAAACUGUCCUCCGCCGCCUCCACCUCCUUAUCUAACACCAUCACCGCCCCCACCGCGGCCACUUCCUCCUCCACCGCCACCACCAUUCUCGAGUCCACUAAUAGAGAAAGUUUAUCCAGUCAUCAAGAACUUCCAGAACCUAAUCGAAGACGAUCCAAACAAGAUACUCGAAACAUGGGUUGGCACCGACAUUUGCGCCGAGGACAAAUACAUAGGACUCGAAUGUGCCAAGUUCCCGGGAACGAACAACCUCGCAGUCGCGAGUAUCCAAUUCAACCAGUUUAACUUGGGCGGCAAGAAACUUCGGCUAGAUAACUUCCUCGACAAGUUAGAAGAAGUCACCAUCUUCCACGCAAACAGUAACAAUUUUGUUGGCUCUGUUCCUGAAGUCAGCAACUUGAAGUACCUCUUUGAGCUUGACCUCAGCAACAACAAGCUCUCUGGAGAGUUCCCGAGCUCUGUCUUGAAAGCAAAGAACCUCACGUUCCUCGACCUCAGAUUCAAUUCUUUAUCAGGCUCUGUGCCUCCUCAGGUUUUCAAUCUCGAUCUUGACGUCUUGUUCAUCAACAACAACAAUCUUGUUCAGCGACUUCCCGAGAAUCUCGGAUCCAUCACCGCUCUUUACCUCACAUUCGCUAACAACAGAUUCACUGGUCCUAUUCCCGGAAGCAUUGGUGACAUUAAGUCCUUACAAGAGGUUCUUUUCUUGAAUAACAAGUUAACCGGUUGCUUACCAUACCAAAUCGGGAAGCUAAACCGAGCUACCGUUUUCGAUGCGGAGUCUAAUCAGUUGACCGGUCCGAUUCCCUAUUCUUUCGGCUGCCUAGACAAAAUGGAACAGCUCAAUUUGGCUAGAAACAAGUUCUACGGUACUAUACCGGAGAUCGUCUGCGAGCUCUCAGCCCUCAGAAACCUUUCUCUCUCGUUCAACUACUUCACGCAGGUUGGUCCAAAAUGCCGAAAACUCAUCAAGAGGAAGGUUCUUGACGUGGGAAUGAAUUGUAUUCUAGAUCUUGAAAAUCAAAGAACGUCAUGGGAAUGCACCAAGUUUUUCUUGCGGAAACAGAAUUGUCCCAACUCCAAGUCUUUCUUUUAUGUCCCUUGUGGGAAAGAUCCGCACCGGAUUAAACCGGAUCAAGAAGAACUGGAUGGUCAGGCUUCGCCUCCGGUAUCUUACGGCGCUCUUAACCCGGACCGGAUUCGGAAUCUCUAG